Amoebophrya sp. A120 is the source of this 4959-nucleotide messenger RNA. The record is from the annotation of a GenBank genome assembly. Lineage: Eukaryota; Dinophyceae; Syndiniales; Amoebophryaceae.
AGAGAAAAGCCAGUAGCUCGUGCAGGAUGAACGCAGCCUGUCACGCGCACUGCUCCUGCAAAAAUCUCUAGAGCUUUUGAAAAUUCUGCAUUUCUAUUGCAAAACCACAACUAGUAGAACUACACCUAGUGGUCUACUAGGAUUCGCUGCUGCAGCAUCAGCUCUGCGCGCUGUCAAAGGACGGCGUUGUAGUGACUGGCCUAAUUCUGAGCUUAAAUCGCACUUACAAUGAAUUCAAUUUCAUUUAAUUCUGGUCCUUUAUGUGAGCCACGACCGGUUGAUUGAUUUUCGUGCAAGGGUUUUUGUGAUUUAAUUUUUAGCAAAAAAAGUUAUUGCGCCCUGCUUGCGGCCAGUGCUGUUGCUUAUGAAUUACCAAACUCCAGUUGAAGUGAGUUACUUACUUAUGUCGAGCCGGAAGAUUCAUUUUCAUUUUUUGGCUCGACAACCGCCUACCGUACUAGUUUUGCCUGUGCAACCUGCUAGUACGAUAAAUAUGAUAUUUUUUGGGUACAACUUCACUUGACACGACGUGUGAGUACAUGACGAACAAGAGCUACAAAAUAUUCUCCAUCGGAACCUAAAACAAAAACCUGCCACGUAAAAGCUUCGAGACUUUCACACGCACAUAACUCGGAUGUAGAUUUUGUGUUCCAUCGGCAGUCUGGUGCGAAGUUAGCAGCUGUCCUCGAGUAGUUGUUGUGAAUAAUACAUAGGGGUAAUAUAAUUUGAUAGCUCUACCAUGAUCAAGAUUGCAGCGCAAGAGGUUGUACUUUUUGGAUCGCGUUUCACGAUUCUUUCUUUCGGAUGAUCAGGACAACUGGACCCCUUCCCCAAGCUGCGGCAGCGCUCGCGAACCGUGCAUGCGCUAGGUGAACUAAUACUAAGCACUAGUGUAAUUUACACCUGGAUCAUUCGAUUCAUUCGUUUCCGUUCUUUCGGUAUUUUUAUCGCGUGUGAUCAACAAUCAAAGUCCUCAUGUGUAUCAAAAAUCUACAUACCCCGUAGCAUGAGCUAGAAGUGGCGGCGCUUUUUUGAUUUUCUUUCGAUAUAGAUGUUGCUUUGUCUUUGCGAUAAAAAAGUCACGACGAUCUACAGCCGCAUGGUGAUCUUAGGCAUUGGUUUGGUGCUAUUGUUCAUCUUCUGUUGGACCGGAAGUUUUGCGAGCGCUAAAAAACGGUCUGCAGAUGUUGACGUCGAUCUCGGUGAACAAUAAGCAUCGCACCUUACAGAUUCUUGCGACAAAUAAACUUGAACUAUCCGAAUUAGUUUUUGAUUGAUCAAAACCCGGCGAAAAACAAAAAGGUCCGGUUUUGGAAUAUUCUUUCUCAACCGAUCCACGACCCGCCAGUUAAUAAUAAUAGUAUUGAAACCUCCGACCAAACCGUAGUACGAACUACCAACGAAUUUUGUUCUCGAUAACUGACUAAGUUUGAUUACGCUGUAAGAUUAUUAUCGUUGGCAUUGGCUGCUUCCAAGGUAUCUAUAUACAGAAUCCAGCACUGUGCCUUUCCCUUUUCCACUCCUACAACUCCAGCAGCAGCCACUCCCCUUCUUGGCAGCGCUUCAAGAAGAUGCAGAUCAAACAGGUGGAGAACUUCAUCAACGGCGAGUACGUCGCCGUUGCCGACCCGGUGGAUACCGUCGAGGUGACGGACCCCGCAACUGCGCAGGUGAUUGCCGUCGUGCCGGUGACUUCCAAGGCUGGGGUGGACGAGGCCGUGGCGAUCGCGAAGAAAGCGCAGGUAAAAUGGGGCAGUUUGACAGUGAAGACGCGAGUGCAGGCGCUGUUCAAGCUCAAGCACUUAUCACACACAAAAAAGCUGGCAGGGCAUAUUUGUAAUGCGAAAAUGAAUACGCAAAAAAAUCUGCAUUGCAUAUCCGAAGCAGCAUGCUAGGGGGCCACCCAUGACAAAUUUUUGCGUGUAUUUAUUUUUGCAUUACAAAUAUGCCCUGCCAGCUUUUUUCUCUGGGAUAGUACUUGAUGGAGGAAAAUGCCAACGACAUUGUGGAACUGGUUAAACAGGAACACGGGAAGAACAAAGCAGAAGCGAUGGCCAGUUUGAUGAAGGGUAGCACUUAUGAAGAUGAUACGAAGAACAAAUAAAAGUAUAAGUACAGGGGUCAUUUUUAGGAUCAGGAGCUCCACCUCCUGUGCAGCAUGAGUCGAUGAGAAGUUGACGGAAGGCCGGUUCUUCUGAAGCAGGUCGAAAACCAAAAUACAUUUUGACAUUAGCGAUCAGGGCCUUCUAGCGAUACUAGGCCUACAGGCGAUAAAAAAGCCGUUCUGUACAUUGUACAGAACGGCUUUUUUAUCGCCUGUAGGCCUAGUAUCGCUAGAAGGCCCUGAUCGCUAAUGUCAAAAUGUAUUUUGGAACAAGAGGUCUGAAUACUAAAUCGCACUUAAGUACAUGCAAAAAUUGUGGUAAAUUCUUUUCCCUAGGUAUCGAGACCCUGGAGUGGGCCACCUCCUUACCGCAGCUGAUUUGCGGUCGGUAUCUGGAGGUAUCGCGGGGCAUCACCUGCCGCGAUCAGCGCGACCCGUUGGGGGUGGUGUGCAGCAUCGUGCCCUUCAAUUUCCCGGUCAUGGUGCCGUUCUGGACGGUGCCGAUCGCUAUCGGCUGCGGAAACGCGGUCAUACUGAAGCCCAGUGAGAAGGUGAGAAGGUGUUCUGGGCUGUGAUUUUUGCUCUUUGCUGGCUCUUUGAAUUGUUGACUGUAGUUCCUCUUGUGGUAAUACCUAUGUUAUCAAUUUAGUACUAUGGUCUUUCGAAAAAAGAGAGAGGAUUUUAAGCAGUACUAGGAUGUAUAGUGCUGUGCCUUGCAACAUGAAGAGAUAAAAUGUUUGCUUCAGGUUCCCCUCACAAUGACGUACAUUGCCGGUCUAAUGAAGAAGGCCGGCAUUCCCGAUGGUAUUUUCCAGACGGUAAACGGCACCAAGCCGACCGUGGACGCGUUAAUGGAAAACCCCGACGUGAAAGCUGUCACGUUUGUCGGCACAUCCCACGUUGCCAAACUCAUUCAGGAGCGGGCCACCUGCCUCGGGAAGCGGGCCCUGUGUCUGGGCGGAGCGAAGAACCACCUGUGUGUGCUACCGGACGCGGACUAUGAUAUGUGUACUUAAAUUUUUUGGAUUGACGUUGAGUUGCCUUUGUCUGUUCUCCCCCUGACAUACUAACUCCUUGUACGGGCAGCUGCACCUGCUGAGAAAAAGAAGAAGGCCUGAAGUUGCUGGUCGUUGAUGUCCCUUUUUUCAUGGUGUGCUUGGCAGAUGAUCGCGAGGAUUUAUCUCACAUCAGUGAACAACAGGCACCUCGGACAUUAUGAAUUCCUUCGCCGGCUCGACGGGACAGAGGUGUAUGGCAGCGUCAGUGCUGAUCAUGGUCGGGGAUGUGCAACCAAAAUUUUUGGAACUGCUCGUCCAAAAAGCCUCGGUAUAAAGUAGAUCUGGUUGUCAUGAUUUUUUCCGUGAUGUUUUUGUGACACCCUCAACAUGGGUUUGGAUCUCUUGUUUUGCGUUCAAAAAUGUUUUCAUGUGUUGUAUAACAGGGUGUAAGGAGUUUGACUUUGAGUUACUAGUUGUUGCAGACAGACUUCAUCAAAAAUACGAACAGAAUUAUUACGAAAAAAAAUAAAUGUACAGGCAUUGAAAGCCGGACAGGAAACAGGGGAAAUCGGUCCCGUGAUCGAUCAGUUGAGCAAGGACAAGAUUCUGCGAUACAUUAACGAAGCAGAGUCUCGGGACGGAGCCAAGGUGCUCGUAGACGGCCGCAGCUGGCAGGAGAAACAAGGGUAAUUAUCUGCAGAUUGAAAAGUAGUCUUGAUUUAUUUGGCCACGCUUUAAUCGUGCUUUUGCUUUUGGGCUGCACCAGCAUCGGCUGCGUCCGCACCAGUAUCUUUAGGAUAGCCAUUUGUCUUGGCGGGGGUCUACAACUACUCGACUUUCCCCCCCCCCCCGCGUUUUUUAGUUUAAUCACGUGCCAAAAAAAAAUCAGGUUUUGGGUCGGCCCGACCGUCUUAUUGCACAGUUCCGCGGAGGAUGCCGCCGUGAAGGAGGAAAUCUUCGGCCCGGUAUUGUCUAUCGUGCAAGUUGCGACCUUCGACGAGGCCAUUGCCAUCGAAAACGCCAACCCCUACGGCAACGCCGCCUGCAUCUACACCUCCAUCGGCCAGCACUCGGAUUACUUUUUGAAACGGUUUUCCGCCGCGAUGCUGGGUGUAAACAUCGGCGUACCGGUGCCGCGCGAGCCAUUUUCCUUCGGGGGCAUGAACAAGAGCAACUUUGGGAGUUCGGACGUCACCGGUGAGGGCUGCAUGGAAUUCUUCACGCAAAGGAAGAAAAUCACGCAAAAGUGGGUGCCCCCGCAGGACCGGUCCGUGGUGACCAGCAGUUUCAUCUCAUAAUUUUUAAUCGUGAUUUGCGUACAAUGACAGAUUUCUAUCUUUCUUGUCGAGGACUAUGAAAUAACCGAUGCUGGACGAGAUUAAAGAUAAACAAACUCCCAUCUGUCGACGACAUGAAAGAAGAUCUUAAUGUUCUUUAUUUCAGCUUCCCUAACUAUUUUCCCGAAGUACGAUUCGAAUGGUGCUGCCCGUGCCUCAUCUACUGUGCCAAUGAAGAAGCAUUUGAAUGGAUUUUAGGACAACUUUUAAAAUGCCUUCGUCCUGUCCUACCCAGAAGAUUUUCCUACUUGCGUCUGUACGUCAUAGAAAUGCUGUCCUCGUCAAAUGUAUGUUAGCGCUAAGGCAUGAUCCACGAAGCCUAUUCUAGGCAUGGAUCUGCAACGAGACGACCGCUCUCGUGUGGUCUCACAAAAGUGCUGCACUGAAAGCAGCACGUGGCACAAACGAUGAAAAAGAGAAGGACACUUUCACGACAGUUUGUUUUUUCAGCCAUAUGUGACAGAAAAUCAGACUAGCGCUGCAAACUAGAACAAGCAUAGCCGUGUGCUGAAGUUCUUGG